AUGCGGUCUCAACCAGCCACAGCGAAGGAGGGCGCCGGCAGCCAGGGCAGAGAAGGGAGGCGGAACCUUCCGAUGCUUCCCACCGAGGAUUCGGCGUUUGCCGAGAAGUCUGUGAAGCUGCGCAGAGGCGGGACAAGUUGGCGGGUGCAGAAGCCUGGCUUUUCCGCUGCGCGUUCAGUGACUUGGCCUUCUGUUCCCUCGCCUGUUUUUCAAGGCGGCUUCUCUCGCGACAACCCUCAACUCAGAGAGGAGACGUCUGCAGAGGAAGGAAGCCGGUGGGUAGCUUUCGCGUCCUUGCAGAAGAGAAGUGGGGCUGAAUCAAAUCCCGAUCGGGAAGAACUGGCUCCAGGAAACUUCGUAGGAGGCAGCUCUGUGGGCGACUUCGUAAGCAGGGAUGAACUGUGGCGGGGUGGAGCAGUAGGGGGGGCGGGAGAGGAGAGGAUGCGGCCCGAAAAAGUGGAGAGAGGUCACUUGAGAAGGAGAGAUAUGUGGAGGCAAGUAUCGAAAGGGAAGCGUCUGGCGAGGGCGAAAGGGGAAGGCAUCGAUGGAGGAGAGCGAGACCCGCGGGUUGGCGCUUUACCGGGGUCGUUUUUGGGUAUUAGAAGCUCAGACGACGAUGACGAUGACGACGACGAAGAAGAAGAGCCGAGGCACCAGCGGCAUCACCACAAGCACCGCCACGCAAGCGAGGAGGAAGAUGAGGACCAAACAGAGAAGGGCGGAGAGGAAAAGAGACAUGCGGCGUCAGAGAGCAGUGACGCUCACCACGGGGAGAAAAGGUAUGCCCACAUGGAAGCGGGGGUUGAACACAUUUUAAAGAGAAGUGAGGAUGGAGUAGAGAGGAGGCAAGACGCAAUGGACGAGAGACAGGAAGAGGCUGCGGAAAGACGAGAGGAAAGACGGGAGAGAGAUGAGGAGAGAAGAGAAGCGAGAGAGGAAAGGAAUGAGGAGAGAAGAGAAGAGAGAGAUGAGAGAGACGAGGAUAGAAGAGAAGAAAGAGAGGAACGAGAGGAGGACAGAACAGAAGAAAGAGAGGAACGAGCAGAGAGAGGAGGAAGAGCAGACAGAGAAGCGGACAAGCUUGCACUGCAUUCAGCUGCACCGGGUUCCAGCUCAUCUGAUGAUCUUUCAACACUCAUGGCCGUGAUACCCCCAGCCUUCGUCACGAGGCCGGGUUCACAAGCUAGCACUGGCCACCACGAGGAUACCGCUGCGGAGAAGAAACACAAACACGGAAAGAAAAAACCAGCCGAGGCUGCAGUUCAUAACCCCACACAGGCGCCGCCAGCCGCACAAACGGCAGGCGCCUCUGCUGUUGCCACACCCGCUGGCAAUCAAGUGCUGCUUCAACAGGCCCCUCCCGCGGGUCUUGUCGCAGGGGGCCUUGCCGUGGGGACUCCCGCGGUAGCUGCAGGAGGCGCUAUCCUUCCACAAGCAGCUGUGGCGACUGGGGCAGGCGCUACCCCUUCAGCUACCCCAGCAGCGACUCCAGGGGCCACCCCGCCAGCUAGUCCAGCGGCUGCGGGCGUCGUUACCCCCCCCGCUACCCCAGCACCGGCUCCAGGGGCCAGCCCCACAGCUGCCCCAGCAGCGGCUUCAGGGACCACCCCGCCAGCUACCCCAGCAGCGGCUCCAGGGGCCACCCCGCCAGCUAGUCCAGCGGCUGCGGGCGUCGUUACCCCCCCCGCUACCCCAGCACCGGCUCCAGGGGCCAGCCCCACAGCUGCCCCAGCAGCGGCUCCAGGGACCAACCCGCCAGCUAGUCCAGCAGCGGCUCCAGGGGCCAGCCCCACAGCUACCCCAACAGCGGCUCCAGGGGCCAGCCCCACAGCUGCCCCAGCAGCGGCUCCAGGGGCCACCCCGCCAGCUAGUCCAGCAGCGGCUCCAGGGGCCAGCCCCACAGCUACCCCAGCAGCGGCUCCAGGGGCCAGCCCCACAGCUACCCCAGCAGCGGCUCCAGGGGCCACCCCGCCAGCUAGUCCAGCAGUUGCGGGCGUCGUUCCCCCCCCCGCUACCCCAGCAGCGGCGCCAGCAGUUGCUCCUUUAGUUGCCCCAGCGGCGGCUCCAGGGGCCAGCGCCUCAGGUACCCCAGCAGGGCUGAUAGUCCCCCAGGGCGUGGCAGGAGGGCCUAUCGUCCCAACAGUGGCUGGGACGCCUGUGGCGGAAGCUGUCGCCACGCCUCUGGUUGCUGCUCCAGUUGUUGCAGGCGCCGCGCCCGCAGUGGUGGUGCCGGCGACCCCUGAGCAGGCAGCUCUUGCGGCUGAGAGCGCGAGAGAGCAGCUGGUCGCAGCCACUUUGGCGGCAGAAGGUCUUGCGGCGGGUGGGGAGCUUCCGCAUCGUGGGGGAGCGUGGAAGGGCUGGAGUCUUGGCUUGCUGGUGUUCAUCGUCAUCGUUGCCUUUUCCUGUUGCGGUGGGUGUGGGUACAUCUUCAACAACAAGCUGGGCCGCAGUUUGCACAGAAUGAAGCGAAAGUACAAAGACGCGCUGGCGAGGCGACGGCUGUCCGAGAUGGAGAAGGAGAGAGCGAAAAAGAAGGAUUCCACUGAAGAAUCGGGACAGGAAGAGAAGGACGGAAGGAAACACCGCAGCCAGAAGGAAUCCAAGUCGUCUGACGAGAACGGCGACGGAAAGCGACGGCCCAAGGCCGCGCUGAAACUGAGGGGGAACCCGCCCGCUGCGGGCCACAUACAGGCGGAUAAGGGUCCGUGA
Neospora caninum is the source of this 2709-nucleotide messenger RNA. RefSeq lists its product as hypothetical. The transcript has 3 exons. The coding region runs from base 1 to 2709 and encodes 902 amino acids. The record is from RefSeq and is a predicted model, not a curated record. Lineage: Eukaryota; Apicomplexa; Conoidasida; Eucoccidiorida; Sarcocystidae.